Molecule: messenger RNA, 243 nt
Organism: Racocetra persica
Lineage: Eukaryota; Fungi; Glomeromycota; Glomeromycetes; Diversisporales; Gigasporaceae
Source: the annotation of a GenBank genome assembly
AUGAAGUUGUCUUUAUGGAAUAUUUGGAAAGGAAGCGAGAGAAAAUUAACUGAUGAUUCAAAAAUGGUGACCACGGAAAAAACUAUUUUGGAAUCAAAUGGUCGAAUUGGCAUCUUUGAUACUAAAGCAGGAUGGAAUGCUGAGGAGGAGGAAACCGCCGACAAAGCAAGAGUCCUACAAAAAAAAAACUUCAAGAACUUAGAGAAAAAGAUGGUAAAAACUAUGUUGGUGGAAUGGUGGUGA